Molecule: messenger RNA, 843 nt
Organism: Penaeus vannamei (Pacific white shrimp)
Lineage: Eukaryota; Metazoa; Arthropoda; Malacostraca; Decapoda; Penaeidae
Source: RefSeq, a predicted model, not a curated record
AUGAAACCAAUCUUACUCUUCCUUAGAGAUAUCAACUCGAACUUCGUUGUGCGGUUAGUUGGUGUGGUUGCUAACUUCCCGCCCAUUUACGUUGUGAUGGAGCUCAUGGAACGUGGGGAUCUGAAGUCAUUUCUCCGGUCAGAAGUUGGAGGAUCUCUUACUCAAGAGAAGAUGGUGGAAAUGGCAGUUGAAGCCGCCGACGGAAUGGCUUACCUCGCCGCGAAAAAGUUGGUACAUCGUGAUCUCGCUGCUCGAAAUUGCAUGCUGGAUGAGAAUCUUACACUGAAGAUUGGAGAUUUUGGCUUCACAAGAUACCUCAGCACAGAAUACUACCGAAAACAGGGGCGAGAACUACUGCCGGUACGUUGGAUGGCGCCAGAAUCACUUCAGUUUGGUCGCUAUUCUUCUCGGUCAGAUGUUUGGAGUUAUGGCGUUUUACUGUGGGAGAUUGUUACAAGGGGAGUGCUGCCUUAUCAGGGCUAUGUGAACGAAGAAGUAUGCGCCCUUAUCAUAUCUGGAAUGCGACUGGAACGACCACAAAAUGGACCAGAAUUUAUCUUCUCCUUAAUGGUGCAAUGCUGGAAGUCACAGGCUAAAGAACGACCAACUUUUAUCCAACUUGUAAGGCUCCUCUUGACGAGGUCGUCCCCGGAGUACCUGAGUUACUUCGAGAGGGUGUCAUUCUUCCACAGUUCCAGCUGCUGUGAUUCAGAGAGCACGGAGGAUAAUGACGAGGGCUUCAUUGCCAGUGGCUCCUUGGAUCCCAGCAUUGACGAUGAGGAGGCACGGCAUUCUCUUUCGAACUCCCUUCCACACUCCCUGCACCACGUUGAAGACGACCAG